AUGCCGGAUUCGACUCUUGCGACGCUGACUGAGCUCCUCGCCGAGUGCCGGCUCGACCACCUGUGUGUCUCGGGCCAGACGCUGCGCUCGCUCCGGGCCACGGCUGCCGACGGCAGACCGGCACUCCUCGAAGCCCUGCGCGGCGCCGGAGUCGGAAAGGCGCCGCAGCGCUCGACGAUUGCGAAUGCGCUCAGCAAGGCCGAGCGCGCGGGCCGGCUACAGCCGUCUCAGGACGAGGAGCCCGGCGAGGCGCCCGAUCCGGACGGGCCGCUCUCGGCCCACGGCAUUCGCGAUGGCGGCUGGGAGGACGGCCGCCUCGCCGAGUUAUUGAGCGCCGCGCUGCCGGGCCUUCACACGUCGGCGCCGUCCAUGCCGGGCGAGGAGAAGGGCGCGCAGGCGAGGUCCAAGUGCUUCGUGCCUCGGCCCGACGCGCGGGUCAGGCUGUUUUGCCUCUACGGCGUGGCGGAUGUCGCAAUGUCGCUCGAGCCGUGGAUCCGGUCGGCGCCGGCGUGGCUCGAGGUGCGGCUAUGCGACCUGCCUGGCCACGGAUUCCGGAGCGACGAGCCGCUCCCUUCCUGCGCCCUCCCAGUCGAGACUGGCCUCGACGAGGAGGACCUCGCGGGCGAGCGAGAAGGCCUCGUCGGCAGGCUGGCGGACGAGAUCCUCGCCGCGGCGGGCGAGGCGCCGUUUGCGCUGUACGGCUUCAGCUUCGGCGCCCUGCUCCUGUACGGGGUAGCGGUCGAGGCGGCGAGGAGAGGCGCGACCAACCUGCUCUGCCUCUGCGUUGCCGGGCGCGGCGCGGCGCACGCGGCCACGCUCAGCCGCGCCACGGCCGACAUGAUUGUGCGCUCCGACGCCGAGGGCAUGCUCCGCUUCCAGGGGCCGGCGGCGGCAGCCAUCCCGAAGCCGAUGCGCGAGCGGUCCUCCACCCUCUUCCGCUGCGGCGCUGCGGAUGCGCUUGGGCAGGCGGACGCGGCGGUCGGAUUCCACGCGGACACGCCGCACGCAGCUGGUGCUCCGCUCGUGGCGUGCCCGCUCGUGUCGGUGGGCUCCGACGCCGACACCGUCUGGCCCGACGCGAUGGUGAGGCGGUGGAAGGAGGUGGCGGCGCUGCCGUCCGCCGAGGAGAGGGUUGGCGGGCGGAGGCGGCACGUGCACCUCACCGUCGCGGGCGAGCAGCACAUGAAGCUGAUGAGCCACAAGCAGACGAUGGACAUCGUGUUCAGGGAGGUGGGCGUCGCUGCCCGCGCCAUGCUGCCGACCACACGGCAUCAAUAG
Molecule: messenger RNA, 1278 nt
Organism: Emiliania huxleyi CCMP1516
Lineage: Eukaryota; Haptophyta; Isochrysidales; Noelaerhabdaceae
Exons: 2
Coding region: 1-1278 (425 amino acids)
Biological process (GO): lipid biosynthetic process
Source: RefSeq, a predicted model, not a curated record